Molecule: messenger RNA, 4032 nt
Organism: Varanus komodoensis (Komodo dragon)
Lineage: Eukaryota; Metazoa; Chordata; Lepidosauria; Squamata; Varanidae
Gene: SLC22A17
Product: solute carrier family 22 member 17
Exons: 9
Coding region: 1-1653 (550 amino acids)
Biological process (GO): transmembrane transport
Cellular component (GO): membrane
Molecular function (GO): transmembrane transporter activity
Source: RefSeq, a predicted model, not a curated record
AUGGAUACUAGCCCCCCGAUGCCAGACCCCGGGGGCCCGCGGAGGGACUUCACGGCCCCUGCGCCCGAAUCGGGGCCUCCGUCCUUCGAGUGGCUGCUGGGGCGGCUGGGGGCCGGGGGCAGGCGGCAGGGCCUUCUCCUAGCCCUGAGCUGCCUGCCAUGCGUCCUCCUGGGGCUCGGGCUGGGCUCGGACGCCCUCUUCACCCUGACGCCCCCGCGCCACUGCCGGGACGCCAACGGCACCAGGCUGCCCGAGAACACCACCUGCGAGGACCCCCGCUGCCAGCGCUGGGAUUACGGGGGGCUCCCAGCCCUCACCAGCAACCCGGUGACCGAGUGGUCCUUGGAUUGCUCUCGAGGUUGGAUUGUCCCCUUGGAGCAGCUUUGCUUUCUUCUGGGCUUUGCCGUGGGAGUCCUCCUGCUGGGUUACCUGGCGGACAGUGUGGGCCGUCGUGGCACCUUGCUCCUGGCACUUGCUCUCGGUUGCCCUGCAGGCAUCUUGGCCGCAUCCGCGACCUCUCCCUCAGUCUUCAUGUUGGGCCGCUGCCUCUGGGGGGCAAUGCUGGGGGGGAUGCAGCUUGCCCUGUAUCUUAACCGUUUGGAGUUGUGUUGUCCUCCACAGCGGCUGCUGGUCGCCAUGGUGGGAGACCUGGUCACGGUGGGGGGCCUUUUCCUACUUCUGGGACUGGCUCUUGCGUGCGGAAGUUGGCAGGUCCUGCAGGGCGUGAUCUCGGCUGGCCUGGGCCUUUGCUUGCUCUAUGGGUGUCCUGGAUUGUACCCUGAGUCACCCCGUUGGCUCCUAGCCACCCGGCGAACGACACAAGCCAAAGAGAUUCUCCUAAACCUGGCCCAGGGCAGCAACACGCAGGAGUCGGAGGCGCAGGCGGCGCUGGAGGAGCUCGACAAUGCCUCUCACCUGCCUGCGGCCGCCCAGAUCUCACUCUGCGCACUCUUGUCCUGCAGAAACAUCUGGAAAAAUGUUCUCAUCCUUGGUUUUACCACAUUCAUUGCCCACGCCAUCUGCCACUGCUACCAGCUGGCCUGGGCAUCCCUGGACGAUCCGCACACCACGUUCUACCUCUCCUACUUCCUCUCGGCCGGCAGCGCGGGCCUGGCCUGCCUCUUCCUGUGCCUGAGCGUGGACCGGUACGGGCGUCGCGGGAUCCUGCUGCUCACGACCACGCUGACGGGCAUCGCCUCCCUGAUCCUGCUGGGCCUGGGAGAAUAUCUCAACGACGCUGCGCGGAGAACGUUCUCCAUCCUUGGCCUGUUUUCCUCCCAUGCGGCAGGUUCGCUUAGCAUCUUCUUUGCCUCAGAGGUCAUCCCCACCGUAAUCAGGGGGAAAGGCCUGGGCGUCAUCCUGGCGCUGGCCUCUCUCGGGGGGCUGAGCGCGCCCCUGCUCCAGCUGCGCGAGCGGCACGGCUCAUUCCUGGAACACAUCGUCCUGGCCUCCCUCAGCAUCCUGGCCCUCCUCUGCCUCAUGCUGCUACCCGAGAGCAAGCGCAAGGCCCUGCCCGAAGGUCUCCGCGACGGGGAGCUGUACCGGAGGCCCUCCCUGCUCCGCCGGGCCGGGGGCUCCGAGGGCCGGGACGCCGAGGGGUUGACCCGGCGCGACGACGUGCCCUUGCUCUCCACCCCGAACCCUGCCAGCUGACGUGCCUGCCCCAGGACCCCCGGCCGGGCCUCAGCAAGCGUGGCCUGGGCCUGGGCCUGGGCCUGGGCCUGGCCUGCAAGCCGCGCCAAAGCUCGGUUUCGGCGACGGAGACCGUCCUGCAGCCCUCCCCAGACUCUCGUGGGUGGGGAGCUGUGGGGAGAGGUGAAGCCCAGCCAGCUGAGUGCAAUAAAGUCUUGGGAUCUUUUUGCAGAGCCCCCCGUUGCUUCUCUAAGCUCCCCACCCACUCAGCUUUUUGGCGUCUUCCCUCCAUUUUAACAAGCAGAAGAGAGGGAAGCCCCACCUGUUGGCUUUCUGCCUAGCAGGUGUUAAACGUGCAGGAACUGUGCCAGCAGAGAAGUGCCAGCAGUAGGAGCUUGUUUUCCUGUCUCUACAUGUGUCUGUUUUUUAUAAAGAGCGAGGUUAUACUGGACCCACUCGUAAAAUUCUUGAUGGAGUCGUGCGAUUCUUCUAGGAACGGUUCUGCUGCCCCCCUGCCUGUUUUUCCUCCUCGACUGUCUUGGUGGUCCUAACCAGCCCCGACCCCUCAAGCUGAGAGCGAAUAACCACCCAUUUUACAGAGUCAGGAAACUGAGGCCAGAACCGACUCCCCAGACUGCUUUUUUACAGGGACAAAGCUUUCAACCUAUGAAACCUAUGCACUCCAUUCUGCCGUCGUCUCAGUCUACAAAGGGCUCGUCAUGUCUUCUGGGCUGGUUCCCACCAGUGCCCCAAAAUGGGACCCAGGACCUUCGGAAUCCUUGAAAGAGGCGAUUGUUCAAGCGGAGCUGGGCUGGAUGGCCGAAGCACUUCAUGGCUGUGCUCGUCGCCGACAUUCUUUCCCAGGUCUGCAUAAAACCAUUUGCCCGUUUGCUGUGCAUGGGAUGGCCACAGGCUUGCUGGCAGACGCUGAUGCAGCGACUCCUUGCACCCUGGACCGUUACCCCCUUUCCAGUCACGUAACCACCUGGCUGCCUCUUGCAGCUGUGUGGAGGCGGAAUUUAACCAAGGGAAAGCCGGUCUUGUUGAAUUUCUUCCCUCAGAGACAUGAAACCUGCUGCAUUUUAAACACGAGGAACUAAAAAAAGCCCUUAUUUUCUCCUCCAACGCCAACACUUUUUAAUACAUGUAGCAUGAGUACAAACAGAACCUCAUCAGGUACAACCCGUUACUCCACUCUGGGCAAAUUAUAUUAUCGCCAACAGGAAGCUAUUUGAGGUUGGAAGAAAGGAAUGAAAACGAGCCACCGAGAGACCUCAAGUGUUCCAAAAGGCAACUCACACUAGAACUUCAAGAGACUCUUGGCUGCUUUUUACCCUAAAGGGAAUCUACCGACUGUUCAUAAGCUAAAUCAGAUUAAAGAAAAUUUCUUCUUGAGAAACCUUUGCUUUGCCAGAGAGCGUUUAUUAGGCUCUGCCAGAAACAGUCACGUGGCAUCAAAGGACUUAGCCUUACCUUUUAUCUGGCACAUUUCUUAAAAAUGCAAAUUGCUUAAUAGCUUUAGAUGUCCUUGGAGGGGCAAGUCACCCAUUUACCUCACUCAUCGCAGGAGCGCAUGCAUCCAUGGGGACUUGAAGGGAUUGUGUUUAACCUUUGGGAAUUUGAUUGCCCAAGUUUCUAGCCCUGAUGGAAGAAAAGCUGGCCAGCUUAUUGGGUACCCUAAAUGGACCAAAUUAGGUACUAUAUAGGCAUUUGGCAGGCAGAUUCAGGCUUGAAUCAGGUAACCCUCGUGAAGUUCCCCUGCCCAGCAGGCAUACCUGCUUCCUCCCUCUUUUGGUAGCUUCUGGGCCUUGCAGGCUUCUCCCCUUAGAGGCUUAAGUGACUGGUGUGUGGAAACCCAAUUUAUAUAAUUGCCUCCAUUUUAUACUUGACCAUGAGGCAUGGCAGCCCAAACUCACCCAGUAUGGCCCAGAAUUUCCCAAUCCAGCACCUCGACUGCUACACCACACAUUAAAAUGGGUUUUUAUGUUUGUGCCCCCCAAGGUGGCUGCAGGGACAGUGGGAAUGGCAGCAACCUCCAAGUGGAAAGGGGCCCGUGGGUUUAAGGGUUUCCCAGCCCAGCUUUAAAGGCUCCAGGCUCCUGCAGGCAGAUAAUCCUGUGGCAAACGGAUUUGUUACCCUGGAACGGUGAAGGCCAGUGGGGCGCCAUGGCAUGGAGGCCCAGAGAGCUGUGCCCUCUUCCUGAUCUGGAAAGGCGCACGAUAGCAGCAGCUCUUUCCUAGCGCUACUCCAGGUGUGUGCCUCCUUCCUGCAGGUAGGCAGGUACCCGCAGGUAACACUGCUGUCAAAUCAGAGGCGUCGUUUCUUACUAAAUCACUCUGGCAAUUUUGGAUUAACCUGACUGAGCAGCUGUAUUCCAAUAAAAAAUGCAACCCAAGGACA